AUGGGGUUUGAUUUUGUUUUUUUUAAGGCGAUCGACAGGACGAGCCUCGAGCCCGCAGGACUCGCUUGUGUCGUUGCGGAGCUGCUUGCCGUGACGCUGUUCAGCGUUGUGGUCGGCGUCCUGCUGCGCGUGCUGCCGCCCUGGUGGGCGAAGAGGAGCCUGCCACGACGCGCAGCUCUUGGCCGCAAGAGCCGCACACAAGAGAAACAUGUAAGGGACAACACCGCCUCCAUUCCCACGGCCAGCGCGCGGGAGGUAACACAAGAGGAUGAUUCUUGCAAUCCCGCAGCGCCGCGUGCCGAGUGCGCACAGCCGCUCGUCCCCGAAUCGACAUCUCCAGAAGAAACACCAACAGUAGUGGUAGCAGCAAAGGCGGCUCCAGCGACAUCGGGACACGAGAAAGAGAAAGGGGAGGAUGAAGAGGAAGAGGAAGAGGAAGAGAGAGAGCUCAGCGGCGUGAGCCAUGAUAUGAAGGCCUCACAGAAAGAUUGUGUUCCACUCGACGACGUCCUCGAUGAGUUCUUUGGGGAAGAGCAGCUGCUUGAGGAGGCCCUCUUGGGCGCAGCUGUGGGCGAAUCGGUAGAGCCGGUGGUGGCGCCGUUGACUUCCACCAAUCGUACACCACAACCACGNCCAACAAAGACGGUUGAUGGCUCUGCUGCGGUGGGGCGGGGGAGGGUCGUGCGUGCAAGUCGUCGAGGUCAGGCAAAUGGGACUGUGAGAAGUGCAACAACAAUAACGGGGGAUGAUGGGACGACCCUCGAUAGUGCCUUGGAUCAGUUUUUUCAUGAGGAGCAGUGCCUGGAGGAGGCGUUGCUAGAAGGACAGUGA
Trypanosoma grayi is the source of this 831-nucleotide messenger RNA. RefSeq lists its product as hypothetical. Bases 1 to 831 code for a protein of 276 amino acids. NCBI's taxonomy places the organism in Eukaryota, Euglenozoa, Kinetoplastea, Trypanosomatida, Trypanosomatidae. The transcript has a single exon. The record is from RefSeq and is a predicted model, not a curated record.